Schistosoma intercalatum is the source of this 543-nucleotide messenger RNA. NCBI's taxonomy places the organism in Eukaryota, Metazoa, Platyhelminthes, Trematoda, Strigeidida, Schistosomatidae. The record is from the annotation of a GenBank genome assembly.
AUGGCCUUAGUGCGAUGCGAAGACAUGGAGAUCAAGACUUCUCACCCCCGUCGAAGCGACACAGAGAUCGAUCAGGAUAUUCAGAGAGACAUCGAUCGACAUUCUUCAAGACCGAAGAAUUCGGAAGGAAGAACUCAUGGGUUAGAUCAUUCUAGAACUAUAUGUGUAAGAAACAUUUCAUCUAAGUUGAGUGCUGAUGUUGUUGAACAAUGUGUGUACCGGGAACUAGGAAAGUAUGGAGACCUUUCUAUCAAUGUUGGGCAUUUGGGUGGCGAACGCGUCGCUCUGGUUACAUAUCAAUAUUCUGAAGACGCACAAGAAGCUCUUUGUGAUAGCCCAAUAAUUUACAUACUUGAUCGUCCUGCAAAUGUUACCUCAUUAAUUGAUAUUUCUAGUGAAGGUGAUACGCGUAAAGUAAUUGCCAGCAAAAAACGUCAAGAAGGAGUGGAAGCCGAAGAUAUUAAUGACCGACGACAUCUUAUGCACAAUAUUUCCGGCAAAGUCCAUCAGGUACUACAAGCCUACUUGGUAUGCCUGGAAUGA